AAUCAACCUCCGGAGGGGCGAGGCUGAAGGGAGUCUCGGUCACGUGGGUUCAAAGGGGAUUCCGUGAAUAGUGAGCGAAAUAGUCACGGUCGCCGUGCGGGCAGGCUGCUCCGAGCGACAAGAUAGUGACAGGCGGUUUGACACCAUGGAAUGCAGCGAUAGAAUUGCAAGGAGCUGCUUUAUAGGAUUCUUGUGUCUUGUACUGUCAGGCAGGCAACACCUGUUUUCGACUCAUGCUCAAAACCAUCCAGCACAUGAUCCUGAAAUUACUGAGGGUCAUCGACCAAACAUUCGUCUAGACAAAAAUCUUGUUCAAGACAAAGAUCAUAUAAUGGAGCAUUUAGAUGGUGUUAUAGACAAACCCGAAUCCGAGAUGACACCGCAAGAACUUCAACUUCAUUAUUUUAAAAUGCAUGAUUACGAUGGGAAUAACUUGCUUGAUGGAUUGGAGUUAAUUUCAGCCAUUGCACAUGUACAUAAAGAGGAAAGUGGAGGCCAAGGGCAGCCCAUGGGUGAGGAGGAAAUCGUUAGUUUAAUUGAUGAUAUUUUAAGAGAUGAUGACAAAAAUAAUGAUGGAUACAUUGAUUAUGCUGAAUUUGCAAAAUCAUUAGAAUAAAAAAGCACAAUUGAUUUAUUUUCCAUUUCUGACUGCCAUUGUAAGGUUUUUUUGUUUGGUAAAGGUCAGUUAACUUUAUUUUCUUAACAGCUGAGCCAAUUAUAGUUUACCAGCCUCUCAGAAGGUUUUAACUUGUACAGAAUUAUAAACCCAAUUUUGAAAUUUCACUGGAUAUCUAUAAAAAUAUUUUUGUGCAAUUUAAAUGAAGUGUAAAGGAUUCUGUUACGCUUGCUAUCCUAAUAUUGCAAUAUUUUGUGACAUUGCAUUGGAGCCACUUGUUCAGUAAAAAAUGAAUGAAAUAUUGACAUAAAAGCAUAACAAAUUCAUUCUUUUUCUUAAUCUUUUUAAGAAGUUAAAAUAGCGGAUAGUUGCUCUUAAGCCAUAAGUGCAACUCCAUUGGAUUGGAGGAUAAGUUUUUAGUUUGUAAAUCUUCAUUUCUUCCAUGACUUGCACAAUAUUAAACAGUUGAAAUAUGGGAGACCAGUUAAUUAUUUUGUUUGUAUCAAUUCUGAUUUUGGGUAGAAUAUAUAUAUGAAGUAAAGCAUUAUACGUGCAUAUUAAACAUUUAAUUUCAGAAACCUACUCGUGUGAAGUUGUAAUUGAGAAGUCUGUUAUUCCACUCUCUUAAACCAGUCUAGGGGACAGCAAUGGAAUACUUCCAGCAUGCAGUUUGGUAUGAUAAUUCAUAUUUGCACUGAUCAUUCUUUGCAUUUAUUUCCUAGUUUCUGUUGUGCUGUAUAAUAGAAAUUUUUAUGCUUAUUGAAGCAUAAUGAACCAGUUCUGUGGUAAUUUGGAUAAAAAGUUAUUUUUGAUUUAUGAAAGCCUAUAUUAGAAGUUUCUGUUGUAUUUUAUUAAAGUGUAUUUUAAGAUCUGAGUUGUUGGAAAAGAAUGAGUACCAUUUAAAAUGCUGCAAAUUAUUCAUUAUCAAAGGACUAAAUGUAGACUUAAGCAGUGAACAUUUUCAAUAGUACAAGGAGAACGUUCUGGUCUCCAGUUACACUGUUUAUAUGUCAAUGUACGUGUUACUAGUGUCUCUUACAGCAAGUGUUAAUUAAAGUGGACAAACCAAUUUUAUACUGAUUGCAUAGAUUUUGUGCUUGUAAUAUUCAUAUGUAAUUUAAAAUUAAAUUAAUUUUAAACUUAUUACACCCUCAGAACUUUUUA
Mobula hypostoma (lesser devil ray) is the source of this 1780-nucleotide messenger RNA. RefSeq names its product multiple coagulation factor deficiency protein 2 homolog. Gene Ontology annotation, molecular function: calcium ion binding. The transcript has 4 exons. The record is from RefSeq and is a predicted model, not a curated record. The coding region runs from base 146 to 616 and encodes 156 amino acids. NCBI's taxonomy places the organism in Eukaryota, Metazoa, Chordata, Chondrichthyes, Myliobatiformes, Myliobatidae.